CACAGAGUCAUGAACCACCAGUGAUUAUUUCUGCAAGGACAGUCAUUAGAAAAAUUAAUUGUAGAAAGUGAGUGUUCUGUGGCCCGGAGCAACAAGCAGCGCUAUGAAAAGCUGGCUGGUCUCCGUUCUUCCGUUUCUUCUGUGGACAUGCUGUACUUCACAAAAUGUUUGUGAAGAACCACCUGACAUUGAUUUCGGGGAAAUGAUAAGUGAUGAGAAGGCCAGGUACCUGGAGGGUGACAGAACACAAUACAAGUGCAACCUUGGCUAUGUCUUAGAAGGCACUGAAUGGAUAAAAUGUCAUGGGCAAAAGUGGACACCUGCACCAAGGUGUUUGGCACCUUGUGGUAUCACAAAACAACAGCUAGAUGCAAAAGACCUGCUCCUGCCUGGGAAGCGAAGACGGUCCCAAGUGAUUCAGCAUAAUCAUACGCUGCAGUUCCUGUGCAAGGAAGGACAUGUCAUUACAGCUCCUUCAGUCAGGAAGUGUAUCAAUGGGCACAUGGAUUUGCCGUCGUGUAUCUCUGAAAUGGGAAAAAACUGUAGUCACACACCCACUAUUGAGAAUGGAGACAUUAUCACCUUAUCACAGAAGCAAUAUGCAUCUGGCUCUUCAGUAGAAUUCAAAUGCCAAAAAUAUUAUGCCAUGGAAGGAGAAAACAGAACUUUUUGUAACAAUGGGAACUGGACAAAAGUGCCCAUUUGUCUAGAGCCCUGUGCAAUCUCAUUGGGUGAAAUGGAAAGCAAGAAAGUUGAGUUGGUCGGGCAAUCAGAUAAGCAUCAUUUUCAAAACUUUUAUGUACAACGUGGUACUUCUGUUGAGCUUGCCUGUAAACCAGGGCAUGCUCCUGCAGCAAAUUAUUCCCCAUCUGCUUUUGUAAUCCGGUGCAAUGGAGAAGCAAUUGUGUAUCCUGAAUGCGAAGAAAUUGCAUGUAACCCUCCAAAGGUGGCUAAUGGCACUUUUAGACCUCAAAGAAAUAUCUAUCAUGGUGAGGAUCUAAUUCAAAUUCAGUGUGACAGUGGAUUUCAUCUAGCUGAUGGACAUAAUUUUGCAGAAUGCACAAGGAAUGGAUGGUCACCUCUACCACAGUGCAGCGCUGUUAAGAGAAGAUGUGGUCCUCCACCUCCUGUUGAAAAUGCAGUCUUUCUGGGCACUACGCAGAUGGAGUAUAUGCCAGGGGCAAAAGUACGAUAUAAAUGCCAAGCUCUCUACAAUAUGCAAGGAAAUCAAGAUGUACAAUGUGUCAACGGGCAUUGGACAGAUACACCAACAUGCAAAGAUGCAACCUGCGGAGAACCCCCUGCAGUUGCUGGUGCUGAAAUUGUGGAGGGGACAGCAGAGGCUUAUCUGCCUGACCACAAGGUGCAGUAUCAGUGCCAUGAAGGUUUUGAAAUAUCUGGAUCGGCUUCUGUAACAUGUCAAAAUAAAGAGUGGUCAGAACCACUGACAUGUGUAGAUGUAACAUGCCCUCCCCCACCUCGGAUUUCUAAUGGUCAGGUUAUGACUGAUCUCAAGCAAAGGUACUUGCCUCUUGAGAAAGUCCGCUAUCGCUGCCACCAAGGAUACAGCCUUUUUGGAGCGUUUACAGUAAAGUGUGUGAACAAAGAAUGGACAGAAUCACCAAGAUGCAUAGAUGCUGCAGGGAAAUGUGGUCCUCCACCUCCUAUUGAAAAUGGAGACUUUCUGGGCAUGGCAACUUCGGAAUAUAUGCCAGGGGCAAUUGUACAGUAUAAGUGCCAAGCUCUCUACAAUAUGCAAGGAAAUCAAGAUGUACGAUGUGUGAAUGGGCAUUGGACAGAUACACCAACAUGCAUAGGUCCUUGUACAGGAGACGAAGAAGUUAUGAAUCGGAACAAUAUAAGGCUGAAGUGGAAAUAUGAAACAAAAUUCUAUCUAAAAUCUGGAGAGGUGAUAGAAUUUGACUGCAAAAGGGAGUUUCUUCCAGAUCCAUCCUCCCCUCCCUUCAGAGCCCUGUGCAGAGAGGGCAAGUUGGACUACCCAAGAUGUAUACCUGAAAAUGGGAGAAUGUUGAUAUUGAUGGUAAAUAUAAUUGCAGUUUGUGAAGAACCACCUGACAUUGAUUUCGGGGAAAUGAUAAGUGAUGAGAAGGCCAGGUACCUGGAGGGUGACAGAACACAAUACAAGUGUGGCCCUGGAUAUGUCUUGGAAGGCACUGAAUGGAUAAUAUGUCGUGGGCAAAAGUGGACACCUGCGCCAAGGUGUAUGGCACCUUGUGGUAUCACAAAACAACAGCUAGAUGCAAAAGACCUGCUCCUGCCUGGGAAGCGAAGACGGUCCCAAGUGAUUCAGCAUAAUCAUACGCUGCAGUUCCUGUGCAAGGAAGGACACGUCAUCACAGUUCCUUCAGUCAGGAAGUGUAUCGAUGGGCACAUGGAUUUGCCGUCGUGUAUCUCUGAAAUGGGGAAAAACUGUAGUCACACACCCACUAUUGAGAAUGGAGACAUUAUCACCUUAUCACAGAAGCAAUAUGCAUCUGGCUCUUCAGUAGAAUUCAAAUGCCAAAAAUAUUAUGCCAUGGAAGGAGAAAACAGAACUUUUUGUAACAAUGGGAACUGGACAAAAGUGCCCAUUUGUCUAGAGCCUUGUGCAAUCUCAUUGGCUGAAAUAGAAAGCAAGAAAGUUGAGGUGGUCGGGCAAGCAGAUAAGCAUCAUUUUCAAAACUUUUAUGUACAACGUGGAACUUCUGUUGAGCUUGCCUGUAAACCAGGGCAUGUUCCUGCAGCAAAUUAUUCCCCGUCUACUUUUAUAAUCCGGUGCAAUGGAGAAGCAAUUGUGUAUCCUGAAUGCAAUGAAAUUGCAUGUAACCCUCCAAAGGUGGCUAAUGGCACUUUUAGACCUCGAAGAAAUAUAUAUCAUGGUGAGGAUCUAAUUCAAAUUCAGUGUGACAGUGGAUUUUAUCUAGCUGAUGGACAAAAUGUCGCAGAAUGCACAAGGAAUGGAUGGUCACCUCUACCACAGUGCAGGCAAAUUGGUACUUGCCAAGAAGAAAACAUUGACCAUGGAUAUAUAUUAAACCCAAAGAAACUUUACAAAGAGGGGGACCAAGUGCACUUCUUAUGUACUAAUGGGUACAAGCAUGCUGAGAGAUCAGACGCUACAUGCACUCAGAAUGGGUGGAGUUCAAGACUUGCGUGCAUAGAGAUUGUCUGCUCCCCACCGCAUGUAGAAAAUGGCAACUUCCAGCCUGAGCAGAUUCAGUAUGAAUUUGAAGACACAAUCGAAACACGGUGUGAACCUGGGUAUCAGAUCCGCCAAGCCACUUCCAUGUGUACAGAGACGGGGUGGUCUCCUCCUCCAACAUGUAUUCCAAAGAACUGUGACUAUAUUCGGAUUGAGAAUGGACAACUAUCUGAUUACUAUGAACGCUGGCGCGACCACUAUUUUCCAAGAAGGGUGGGACAAACAGUUGACUAUCGUUGCCAUGAUGGUUUUCUAUCAAGGGAUAAAGAAACAUGGCAUAGAGUUUCAUGCACCAAAUUCGGCUGGAGUCCAGAACCAAAAUGCUUCAAAAAAUGUGAUAUUCCUAGACUGCUUGAACAUGGUACAUUCAAUGCCCAUACUUGGCAGAAGUUCAUAGAAGGUGAUGAAACUUUGUAUUCUUGUGAGGAUGGAUAUGUUCCUGCAAAUCAACAAACUAAGACCGUGUGCACAAAAAACGGUUGGUCACCUGCUCCACGUUGUAACAUAAGAAAAACAUGUGGACCCAAGGAACCACCAAACGGCUUUUUCACUGAAAGAAGAAACCGGUAUAAUUUGAAUGACAAAAUAUCUUAUCGCUGUCAGCCUGGCUUCACAACUCCACAAGGACUCGAAACGGGAGAUAUACAAUGCCAUGAAGAAGGGUGGAAGCCUGAACCAAAGUGUAUCAAGACAUGCCAAGUACCAACUCAAAAUAAUGAAAUCUUUAACACAAGUCAAUCAGUUUUCGUCUUUGAAGAAAUACUUCACUACAAAUGUAAAGAUGGGUUCGAAACCAUUCAAAAGGCCACAGGUGACCAUGUAGUAUGCACAGAGAAUGGAUGGAGUUCGAAGCCUGAAUGUCUACCAAUACAUUGUGACGGUUUCCUUCUGGAGAAUGGGCUACUUGACCCUAGAAAAAACCAGUAUCAGCACAGAGACGUGGUGAAAUUUUCCUGCCGCGGAAGCUACACAAGAGUUGGGCCUGACUCUGCCCAGUGUUAUCAUUUUGGAUGGUCUCCACAGCCCCCAACAUGUAAAGUUUCAGCAGAAGUCAAUCCUUGUCAGCCACCCCCCGACAUUUCAGAUGGCACUAUUAGCGGUGACCUUCGGGAAGAAUAUAAUCAUGGAGAAAAGGUGGAAUACAAGUGUAAUUUCGGAUUUGCAGUGACUGGAUCAAAGUUGAUUGAGUGUUUGGAUGGACAGUGGACAUCUUUACCACUCUGCAAAGAGGAACCCAGAACUUGUGAAGCACCUCCAAGUAUUAGAAAUGGAGGCCCUGUCAGUGUUGACUCAGAUAGAUAUCUGCAUGGCAAAACUGUGGCAUAUGAAUGUAACGAAAGUUUUUCCAUUGUUGGAACUAAAGAAGCUGUGUGUCUGCAUGGACAGUGGGAGUUACCAUUAUGUGUUGAUGUUGCAGCAGAAUGCACACGUCCACAGAAUGCAGAGUUUGUACCAUAUGCUUCUCUGAUGAAAAAGUUUAACCACAACACCAUUGUAACCUACACCUGUGGUUCCAAUCAGCAUAAAACAAAAUGUGUUAAUGGAAAAUGGUCACCUGAGCCAGAAUGCACAGCAUUCUGUCCACCACCACCUCAGCUUCCCAAUGCCAUUGACAUAACUGAUACGAGAAACUAUAAGAGUGGUGAGGAGAUAAGCUUCAGGUGUCAGGAGAACUUCCUUCUUCAAGGGCCCCCCAAAAUAAAAUGUGACAAUGGAAAGUGGCAAACCCCACCACGCUGUUUUGAUACAAGAUGUGGAGAUCCCCCUGCAAUUGCCCAUGGUGAGGUAAAUAAUAUUUACCAGAGAAAGUAUCUUUCUGGUGAAAGUGUGGAAUAUCAUUGCCAUGAAGGUUUUGAACUUGGGGAAUCAAGUACUUCAACAUGCGAAAAUAGGGAGUGGUCCCCACCGCCAACUUGCAGAGUGCCAUGUAAUAGAUUCCUUUUUCUGUUUCAAUGCAUCACCACAGAUGCUGCGGGGAACUGUGCUCCUCCACCUCCUAUUGAAAAUGGAGACUUUCUGGGCACAGCAACUGCGGAAUAUAGGCAAGGGGCAAUUGUACAGUAUAAGUGCCAAGCUCUCUACAUUAUGCAAGGAAAUCAAUAUGUACAAUGUGUCAACGGGCAUUGGAUAGAUCCACCAACAUGCAUAGUUCCUUGUACAGCAACCGAAGAAGAUAUGAAUCAGAACAAUAUACAGCUGAAGUGGAAAUACGAUAAAAAAAUCUAUACCGCAUCUGGAGACGUGACAGAAUUUGCCUGCAAAUGGGGCUUUUGGCCAGAUCCAUCCUCUCCUCCCUUCAGAGCCCCAUGCAGAGAGGGCAAGUUGGACUACCCAAGAUGUAUACGUGUAGGGCCAUCAGAAAUAACUUGA
Zootoca vivipara (common lizard) is the source of this 5572-nucleotide messenger RNA. The record is from RefSeq and is a predicted model, not a curated record. Lineage: Eukaryota; Metazoa; Chordata; Lepidosauria; Squamata; Lacertidae.